GUUCUUGUACCUUGUACCCCACAAAAGAAAAAUCCCGCUCGGAUAAAAGAAGCACCUUGCUGGCGACAUUAGAUGGCUCAGCUGCUCAGCCAGCUUAGUUUCAUAUCUUCGAAGUCUAGCACAUGCGUAAAGGAGAACCCUCCAUAGCCAAAACUUCUCUAUCCUCUGAUUCAAUAUGUGGAGCGUUGUUUCCAAAUCUCACUGGGGACAACUUCCUUUGCCAGCUCUCAACAGAAGUAAACUAGACUGUAGAAUUGCCGAGGUUAAGAUAAGUGGGAGAACGACUGUAGUCUCUAUGGGUAUGUUAGCACCAAGAAAGUUCUUGCAGAAAAGGAAGAAAAUGGAAGUUUUCAAGGAUGCAGCUGAUGAAGCUGAAAAGAAAAACUGGAGGAGAUUGAUGAAGCAAAUUGAUGAGACUGGUUCUGCUGUUGCAGUGCUAAGAAGUGAAAGGACCAAAAGCCAGACUAUUCCUAGGGACCUUGUUGUUGGUACUCUAAUUAGAUAUAAGCAACUGAAGAGAUGGAACCAUGUCUGCGAGAUUCUUGAAUGGCUCCAGACUCAAACUUGGUGGGAUUUUGGAGAGAUGGAUUUCUUAAUGCUUAUAACGGCUUAUGGAAAGCUAGGGGACUUCAAUGGCGCUGAGAGAAUCUUGUGCUUGAUGAAUAAAAAGGGUUUUGUGCCAAAUGUAAUAUCUCAGACUGCUCUUAUGGAAGCAUAUGGCAGAGGAGGCCGUUACAAUAAUGCUGAGGCAAUAUUUCGUAGGAUGCAGCAUUCAGGCCCCGAACCUUCUGCUUUGUCUUAUCAAAUAACACUUAAAACAUUUGUUGAGGGAAGCAAGUAUAGGGAAGCUGAAGAAUUAUUUUACAGCCUUCUGAACAAUGGAAAGCCACCUUUGAAACCUGAUCAGAAAAUGUUUCAUAUGAUGAUUUACAUGUAUAAAAAGGCUGGAAAUUAUGAAAAAGCUCGUAGAACAUUUGCUUUGAUGGCUGAGCGAAGAAUUGAGCGCUGUACAAUUACUUAUAACAGCUUGAUGUCAUUUGAAACAAAUUUCAAAGAAGUUUCAAAAAUAUAUGACCAGAUGCAAAGAGCCGGUCUCCAGCCUGAUGUUGUGAGCUAUGCCUUACUCAUCAAUGCUUAUGGGAAGGCUAGAAGGGAGGAUGAAGCACUGGCUGUCUUUGAGGAAAUGCUUGAUGCUGGUGUUAGACCAACCCAGAAGGCUUAUAAUAUUUUGCUUGAUGCAUUUUCAAUAUCGGGAAUGGUAGAGCAAGCUCAGACUGUGUUGAAAAGCAUGAGAAGGGAUAGAUAUUCACCUGAUCUUUGCUCAUACACUACUAUGUUGUCUGCUUAUGUCAAUGCAUUGGAUAUGGAGGGAGCUGAGAAGUUUUUCAGGAGAUUAAUACAUGACGGUUUUAAGCCUAAUGUUGUCACUUAUGGAACCCUAAUUAAAGGGUAUGCCAAGUUGAAUGAUCUUGGCAAGAUAAUGGAGAAAUACGAGGAAAUGCAUGGAUGCGGUAUCGAGGCCAAUCAAACUAUUUUAACUACAAUCAUGGAUGCGUAUGGAAGAAAUGGGGAUUUUAGUGGUGCUGUUGUUUGGUUUAAGGAAAUGGAAUCAAAUGGAAUUCAUCCUGAUCAAAAAGCAAAAAAUAUUCUAUUAUCUCUGGCAAAAACAGACAAAGAAAGACAAGAGGCUAAUGAGCUUGUAGGACAUUCCGAUGAAGUUAGCGGUUUAAACGCGGUCAAUGGCUCUGUUCCAGUUGUUGAUAGCAAUAAUGAAGGUGAAGGUGAUCAUGAAAACGACGAGGAAGAGGAAGAAGGUAAUUAUGAAUAUUUUGAUGGCCAGCUAGCCAUGGCAUGUGACGAACAAUCCAGAUGAAUGUUGAUGAUAGACACAUCUUAAUUUUUUUCCUUCAUAUUAUUUUUGAAGUUUUUUUGGUAAACGUUAUAUUUUUGAAUUUAGCUUCAUGUUUUAUGUUAAAAUCAUAUAAGCAAUUGGAAGCCAUUAUUUUAGGUCA
Messenger RNA from Prosopis cineraria, 2012 nucleotides. Its product is annotated as pentatricopeptide repeat-containing protein At3g59040. The transcript has 7 exons. The record is from RefSeq and is a predicted model, not a curated record. Gene Ontology annotation, molecular function: protein binding. Lineage: Eukaryota; Viridiplantae; Streptophyta; Magnoliopsida; Fabales; Fabaceae. Bases 176 to 1873 code for a protein of 565 amino acids.